Bipolaris zeicola 26-R-13 is the source of this 273-nucleotide messenger RNA. RefSeq lists its product as uncharacterized. The transcript has a single exon. The annotation marks the transcript as partial. The record is from RefSeq and is a predicted model, not a curated record. Lineage: Eukaryota; Fungi; Ascomycota; Dothideomycetes; Pleosporales; Pleosporaceae.
UUUGUGGGUGGGUGGGACCAAGAGGUCCAGAGGCAAGCAACUUUAAACAUGGAGCAAGGCACGCGAUGGGAAUCGAACACGAGCUGCCAUGCCGAUGACCUGGGGCGAGGAAGGUACAGCGCAGAGCAAGACAAAUUUACUCCAUGUGGUUUUGUUCCGGUACACUGCAUACAGUGUCGGACAAUCAACGGCUAUGGCCGGCUAGCAGGGCCGGGAUCGCUUCAGUGGAUGAGGCAAGCUCCAUGUCAUUGUUAUUGUAUUCUCUGCAGUUGA